GAGAUAGUGGUUCGCUCUCGCGAUGUUUGAGCCGCCGCCGGAAACAGGCAGCCUGUGGGAUGCUGAGUCGUCAACAACAACAACAAAAACAAGAGGAUCUUCCUGACAGCUAAGGAGACAGCAGGCGGUCUCUAAAUGAGCACAGCAAAGUUAAAAGCAAGAUCUAGAGGACCUUAAACCAGUCAUCAUGAAGUUGUAUGUUUUCCUGGUGAACACUGGAACAACCCUGACUUUUGACACCGAGCUAGCAGUGCAGACUGUGACUGAUCUUAAGCAUGCUAUCCAAACAAAGUACAAAAUUGCAGUCCAUCAUCAGAUACUUGUUGUCAAUGGAGGGGAAUGUAUGGCAUCUGAUAGAAGGGUCUGUAGCUACAGCGCUGGUACUGACACAAAUCCAAUUUUUCUAUUCAAUAAGGAAAUGAUACUCUGUGAACGUCCGCCAGUGAUUCCCAGGACAACAUUUUCAGCAGAGAAUGAAAUGGAGUUAAAAGUUGAAGAGUCACUUAUGAUGCCUGCAGUAUUUCACACAGUCGCCUCUAGGACACAGCUUGCAGUGGAAAUGUAUGAAGUCGCCAAGAAGCUAUGCUCUUUUUGUGAAGGUCUGGUCCAUGAUGAACAUCUUCAGCAUCAAGGAUGGGCAGCCAUUAUGGCAAAUUUAGAAGACUGUACGCAUUCAUACCAAAAGCUGCUUUUUAAAUUUGAAAAUGCAUAUACAAAGUAUAUACAGUCUAUAGAUGACAUUAAGGUGAAAUUAACAAAUUUAGGAACAGCUGUUUCUGUCAUGGCCAAGAUCCCGCUGCUUGAGUGCCUAACAAGACAUAGCUAUAGGAUGUGUUUAGAUAGACUAACAUCUACUGAGGUUUAUACUGAAGAAAUGGAGAAUGCAAAAGUAGACAAUGUGGUGCAAUAUGAUGAAGAAGCAAAACUGAAAAAUGUGGCAUUGCUAGCCUCACUUUCCAUGUCUGUGGAAGAGCAGCUAAAGGAAGUAACAGGAAAGGACACUGGGCAAGAGAACAACAAAUCUUCUACACAAAACAUGGAACUUUCAGAACCAAAUGACUCUGAAAAUCUCCCUUCCUUUAACGUUUCAUUAUUGGACUGGAUAAAUGUACAAGAUCGGCCAAAUGAUGUUGAGUCGUUGGUUAGAAAAUGUUUUGAUUCAAUGAGCAGACUUGAUCCACGAAUUAUUCAGCCAUUUCUGGCAGAAUGUCGUCAAACUGUUGCCAAAUUGGAUAAUCAAAAUAUGAAAGCCAUCAAGGGGCUUGAAGAUAGACUGUAUGCUCUUGAUCAAAUGAUUGCUAGCUGCAGCAGACUGGUUAAUGAACAAAAAGAACUUGCUCAGGGAUUUUUAGCGAAUCAAAAGCGUGCUGAAAACUUGAAGGACCCCUCUGUGUUACCUGAUUUGUGCUUAAGUCAUGCAAAUCAAUUGAUGAUCAUGCUGACAAAUCACAGAAAACUGUUGGAUAUCAAACAGAAAUGUACUACUGCCAAACAGGAGCUUGCUAAUAAUUUGCAAGUUCGUUUAAAGUGGUGCUGUUUUGUAAUGCUCCAUGCUGACCAAGAUGGUGAAAAACUACAGGCUCUAUUCCGACUCUUAACAGAGCUUGUAGAACGAAUCAAGAUUGUGGAGGCUCUUAGUACUGUUCCUCAAAUGUACUGCUUAGCAGUAGUUGAAGUGGUGAGAAGGAAAAUGUUCAUAAAACACUACAGAGAGUGGACAAAUUCAUUAGUAAAAGAUGGAAAAUCUCUUUAUGAAACAGAGAAGAUUAAAAGGGAAUCUUUUGGAAAGCUUUUUAGGAAAUCUUAUUUACGAAAUAGGCUCUUUAGAGGACUUGACUCUUGGCCACCAUCAUUCUGUACUCGUAAGCCAAGGAGAUUUGACAGUGAACUUCCUGAUAUCUCUGUAAAUGACCUUCGGUUUUUGCAGUGUAUUUGCCCUCCAGAAGUCCAGCUUUUCCUCAGGGUUCCCUUGCUUUGUGAUUUUGAGCCUCUACACCAGCAUGUGCGUGCUCUACACAAUUUAGUGAAAGCAGCACAAAGUUUGGAUGAGAUGUCUCAGACCAUCACUGAUCUGUUAAAUGAACAAAAGGCAUCUAAUAGUCAGCUGUCCCCACAAUGUAUAACUACGCAAAGGAUAGACAGUGCAACAGAAGCUACAACUACUACCUCAUCCAAAACUCCUUUAUCACUCAGUCUUCAGGGACCCAUUUGUCCUGCUGUUAAUGCUCCCGGGCCUUUGGAAGAGCUGUCUCCAGACAGCAUUGAUGCUCAUACGUUUGAUUUUGAAACGAUUCCACAUCCUGGCACUGAACAAUCACUUAAACAGGGUUCUUUGGACAUGGACUCUUUGGCAGAUAGUCCUGAAUCUGAUUUUAUGUCUGCAGUCAAUGAGUUUGUUAUUGAAGAAAAUCCUAUUUCACCAAAUAUAAGUGAUACACAAAGUCCAGAAAUGAUGGUCGAGUCCCUAUAUUCAUCUGUUAUUAAUGCAAUUGACAAUAGAAGAAUGCAAGAUACAAAAAGCAAAGUAAAGGAUGAAAACAUAUCUUCCAGAGUUUGUCUGGAAAAAUGUAAAAUUCUUGCACAUGAAUCUCAAACCAGUUUGCGUAAUUUUAAGGAGGAUCUUUCUUACUUAAAAAUACUUGUGCAAAGAGAGCAAAAGAACUUUGCCAGUGCUAUAAAAUCAGUUUCUGCAAAUAUUUAUGAUACAGUUGAUAAAGUGAAACUGUCUAUUGAAACAGCAUUAAAGGAAAAACAUUUAGAAGAACUUCAGGUAUUAGAACAAUCUUAUCAGAAAAGACUGCAGCUUUCAAAGGAACAAUUUGAUGAAAAUGAGAAACAACUGAAAAGUGACCUUGCAAAACUAAAAGAACAUUUGAAAAAUAGAGAUAAUGAAUUUGCAUUGAUCAGGAAUGAAAAUGAAACUUUUCUAUGUUUACAGAGUGAGCAUAAUGAGAAAAUCAUAAGUCUAGAAAAUACAAUGAAGGAGCAAGCAUGUGAAAUUCAGCAACUAAGACAAUAUCGGGAAGCCGCUCUAGAGGAUAUUAGAAAACUUCAUGCUGAAAAUGAAGAAAAGCUCAGGCUUCUUAAGGAAGAUCUUAUGAUAUUAGAGCAAACGCAUUUAAAAGAGCUUGAAGAUAAUUUAAAACUCAGGCAUGCACAAGAGAUGGAAAGUUUGACAUCUGACCAUAACCAUUCUCAAGAAAGGGUCAAACAAGAUCAUAAACGUAUGGUUGACCAGUUGGUAGAAUCUUAUAAUACAACAAUUCAUGAAAAAGACAGUAGGCUACAAGAAAAAGACCUUAGAGUUUCUGAACUUUCUGACAAUAGAUGUAAAUUAGAAGUUGAACUGGCAUUAAAAGAAGCAGAAAUCGAUGAAAUAAAAUUAUUACUAGAAGAAUGCAAAGCACAACAGCAGGAAGUCAUGAAAUGUCAAAUUAAUAAGAAAACCGAAACUUUGGAAAAGGAGAUAUUGAGGUUGAAUAGCUUGAUUCGGGUGCAGGAUGAUAAACAAGAACAGGGACUAGUGGAACUUGAAGCAUUGUUGUCAGCUGAAAAAAAUCUGUGCAUUUCAGAACUUUUAAAUAGACAUGAAACUGAGACCAGUCUAUUUCAGGAAGAAAUCAGUAGUCUGACACGUGCACAUAAGCAAGCAUUAGAAACAGAGUGUGGACUAUGUCAGCAAGUUAAUGAAUUAAGAAGUAGAUUAGAUGAAAAUGUAAAAGCGCUUGAGAAACAAACAGAACUCCAAGAAAAGACUUUAAAUGAGCAGAAAAUGAAAUAUGAGACUGCUAUUCAGAAGCUUGAAGAAGAGCAAGAACAAAUUUUGCUUGCACAAAAACAAGAAAAGGAGUUGCUCCUUCAAACAUUUGCACAUGAGAAAGAGGAAGCUGUUAAAAAGUUUAAGGCUAUUGAACAAGAACUAUUAGAAAAAGUAUGUCAAGUUGAACAGCAAGUAAACCAGAGCUCUACUGAAUUUGCAGUGCCAGAAAAUGCCCCUAGCUUGGUCUAUAAGCUUCAAGAACAGCUUCAAAAAGAGAAGCAGUCCUUCACAGAGCAGCUUGAACACCAGGAAAGGAAAAGGAAUGAGGAGAUGCAAAGUCUUAAGAUUUCACUGAUUGCAGAACAACAGACAAACUUUAACACAGUUUUGACAAGAGAAAGAGUGAAGAAAGAAAACAUUAUUAGUGAGAUCAAUGAGAAAUUAAAGAUGGUUACACAACAGCAGGACAGAGAUAAAGAUUUAAUUGAAACACUGUCUGAAGACCGAGCUCGUUUGCUUGAAGAAAAGAAAAAACUUGAGGAAGAAGUUGCCAGGCUACACAGUUCUAAUGUUGCCAUGUUAGCUCAGGUGACUGUGGCCUCUGAACCUAGUGGAGCCUCUGCACCUGACUUUCCCUCUGAAAUCGAUAGACCAAACUUUGAUGCCACAGUCUUUGAGGAAGAGAAAUUGGAACCUAGUAUUGAAACCAGCAUGAUGGCUGUUCAUGAUCUUACAUUGUCAGAAGAAAAGCAGAAGAUAAUGCAGCUUGAAAGAACUUUGCAGCUAAAAGAAGAAGAAAAUAAACGUUUGAAUCAAAGAUUGAUGUCUCAAAGCAUGUCUUCAGUAUCUUCAAGACAUUCAGAAAAAAUUGCUAUUCGAGACUUCCAGGUUGGAGACUUAGUACUUAUUAUCUUGGAUGAGCGUCAUGAUAAUUAUGUGUUGUUUACUGUCAGCCCAACUUUGUACUUCUUGCAUUCGGAAUCUCUUUCUUCACUAGAUCUUAAACCAGCUUCUGGCUCAUCAAGAAGACCCUGGGUUUUGGGAAAAGUAAUGGAAAAGGAGUAUUGUCAGGCAAAAAAGGCGCAAAACAGAUUUAAAGUACCCCUGGGUACUAAGUUUUACCGGGUCAAAGCAGUGCCAUGGAACAAGAAAGUAUAACCAUUCUACAGUUAAUAUAUCUCUGCUAUCAAUUCUCUGGCCACAGUACCUGUUCAGAAGGCCAAACAGCAGGUCUCCUUUUGAUACUAAGGUUGGAAUAGCAGUUAGUCCUCACUGGUGUUGUAAAUUUACUUUUUUUAAGGUUCAUGUUGUAGAAAUGUAAAUCAAAUCAGAGGAUUCUGCAUAUCUGCCCCAGUUUUUUAACCCAAAGUACUUUGAAAUGUGGACCAAGAGGAGUUGAUUUUUCCAAAGGGUAUAUAUGGUGUUCAUGCUGACUUUUAACAUGCUUCCUGCCUGUUAACUAUAAAUUAGCUUGUACUUAAAUGUUGAAUGUUAGUUACUAUAAUUACCAGCAUUUGUCUUUUUGUGAAACAUUUAUCUAAAGUACUUGCAUUCUUCAACUCUUCCUUUAUAAUCUGUAUAAAUCUGACAGCUAUUUAAAAUAAGGACUGUUUAUGGCAUGCUGAUAAUCAUCAUUUAAUUUAAUAUGAAUUUGCCUCAAGACAAAAAAAAGAAUAGAUAUCCAACAGAACUCAUUUCAUUUCUUUUCAAAGGCUUGUUAAUGUUUAUAAACCAUUUGACAGGCUGGUCACUGCAGUUUUCCAAUGCACUUUCAACUGAUUUCUUGUGGACAUACUCAAGGGAAGAAUGUAUACAGCACCAAGUAUAUAGGCUGUGCUAAAGCAUUCCCAACGAUACAGAAGUCUUUUAUUAUGUUAAAGAAAUCAUAUUGAUAAAUUGUAUUUUAUGGUUGAGUUUCAUGCAAAAAAAGGUUCAUUGUACAUUAACCCUACCGAAGUAACAAAUUAUUGUAUUGCAAAAGACAUGUAGACUUUUAAAACAAUAAAGAUUUAAACCUGUAAAUGUUUGAAAAUUUGUGUUUUACAAACAGGAACCUGAACUGUAUAUAUGAAAAGUCAAAGGAUCCUGCAUAAUUUACUUCAUGCAUCUAAGUUAUGUGAAAAGUAUGUUAUGGUAAUGUUUUCCAAUAAAAUAAGGGAAAUUUGUGUA
This is a messenger RNA of Xenopus tropicalis (tropical clawed frog), 5929 nucleotides long. It is a transcript of the gene rb1cc1, whose product is annotated as RB1 inducible coiled-coil 1. NCBI's taxonomy places the organism in Eukaryota, Metazoa, Chordata, Amphibia, Anura, Pipidae. Gene Ontology annotation, molecular function: protein kinase binding. Bases 188 to 4918 code for a protein of 1576 amino acids. The record is from RefSeq and is a predicted model, not a curated record. The transcript is spliced from 23 exons. Gene Ontology annotation, biological process: autophagosome assembly; negative regulation of cell population proliferation. Gene Ontology annotation, cellular component: vacuole; cytosol; lysosome.